CUUUUUUUUGGUUUUUGUCGAACGCAAGAACAAACUAAAUUAUAAACCCCCCUUUUUAUUGAUGGGUUUGCGUUUUUGAGUCAAUUGAGUGAGGUUUAACUAGUAACUAGUUUUAAUUGUGAUGAGUCUACAAACAUGUAAUUAUUUGUGGGUAAUGAUGGGACAUUAUUGAACAUCCAAGAUUUUCUGCGGGCUGUGGACUCAUGGUUGUGUGUAUAGUCAAAAGAGGAACCGCGAUAAUAGUUAGUUACUCAAAUUGGUAAAGUGAACUUAUGCUGGAGAUGCUCUGGGACCUGCACUAAUUGCAUAGCCAGCAAAAAGAAAGCAUUAAUCUGAACUUACAUAUAUUGGCAGUGGUUUUCAAUUAACUUCAUGUCUAUAAGAAAACUCCCAUUCCCUCGGCUCCUCCUUAACAAUGUUUCUUGCAUGAGAAAUGGCCAGCAAAUUCUGUCUCACGUGAAUGUCACUCUUCAUGAUGGAGGGGCAUUUGUGCUAACAGGUGCAAAUGGCUCAGGAAAGACAACUUUCAUGCGCUUGCUAGCUGGGUUUUCUCGUCCUUCUGCCGGUGAAGUCCUUUGGAAUGGCCAUGACAUUCAAAAAUCUGCAAUCUUCCAUCAGUAUAAACUUCAGCUUAACUGGGUCUCCCUCAGGGAUGCAAUUAAUGACAAGUUUAAUGUUCUGGACAAUAUUCAAUGGUUUGAACUUCUUGAAGGCAAGCACGGGAAGGCUAUGCCUGCGCUUGAGUUUAUGGGACUAGGAAGAUUGGCUAAGGAAAAGCCAAAGGUGCUUUCAAUGGGCCAGCGAAAAAGAUUGCAACUUGCCAGAAUGCUCGCAAUGGAUCGCCCCAUAUGGUUGCUAGAUGAGCCUUCAGUUGCAUUAGAUGAUGAAGGUGUAAAGUUACUCGAGUACAUUAUUGCAGAACACAGGAAACAAGGAGGAAUUGUUAUUGUAGCAACUCAUUUACCCAUUGAGAUAGAAGAUUCCAUGGUCUUGAAGCUGCCGCCAAGGUUUCCAAGGAGCAUGACACAUACAGAUAUGCUUGGCCGGGAGGUGAAUAUUAGUUAAUUCUUAUUUUUAUUCACAUUUUACUUCAAGACAGGAUUAAGUCUUGGAAUUAUUUAUUGGAAAUGUCUCGAUUCCUAUUAGUUGUCUUUUUGUUACAGCCUAACUCGUCACUUGCAGCCUGUGUUUCUGUUUCUUGUUUCUUCCAUAAAAUAUUUGAAGAGUCCUAAAAAUAACUUUUUUGAUA
Trifolium pratense (red clover) is the source of this 1249-nucleotide messenger RNA. RefSeq names its product ABC transporter I family member 1. Gene Ontology annotation, molecular function: ATP binding; transmembrane transporter activity; ATP hydrolysis activity. The transcript has 3 exons. The record is from RefSeq and is a predicted model, not a curated record. Gene Ontology annotation, biological process: cytochrome complex assembly. NCBI's taxonomy places the organism in Eukaryota, Viridiplantae, Streptophyta, Magnoliopsida, Fabales, Fabaceae. The coding region runs from base 373 to 1065 and encodes 230 amino acids.